Molecule: messenger RNA, 2445 nt
Organism: Naegleria lovaniensis
Lineage: Eukaryota; Heterolobosea; Eutetramitea; Acrasida; Naegleriidae
Exons: 4
Coding region: 1-2445 (814 amino acids)
Biological process (GO): transmembrane transport; chloride transport
Cellular component (GO): Golgi apparatus; membrane; early endosome
Molecular function (GO): voltage-gated chloride channel activity
Source: RefSeq, a predicted model, not a curated record
AUGAAGAGUAGCAGUGGACGCUCAACAGGGGAGGUAGCAUCACUAUUGUUAGGAGAUGAUUCCAUACAUGAUGAUGAAGAGGAAAAGAAUUCUCCCUCUUUGCAGACGAAUGCGCCGUCAUCGGGAAUCGUGAAAAAAUCUUUUGAUAAUGAAAAUAUUAGUACCAUUGAUUGGAGAGCCGAUUAUAAAAAGGAAAAGAAGAAGAGAGCAAGGAUUUUUGAACAGCAAGGUGUCCUAGCUCUAUUGCAACAAGCUUAUUAUGCCUCACAGGGUUGGAUUAUGACUGUUGUGGUCGGUAUUACCGUGGGUAUUGCUGCAAGUUUAGUCGAUAAAGGAAUGGAAUGGGUUUCAGGGUUCAGGGAGGGUGUUUGUGUCAAUUGGUUUCUUGCAACAGAGAAACGAUGUUGUGUCGACAUACCAGUUGGCGUCGAAUGCCCAUAUUGGCGAACAUGGAGUCAAUUAUUUGGAAUUUUAGAUCCUACUGGUGCCUACGCUUUCAAUUAUUUUGCAUACAUUUUCACAGCAGCCUUCAUGUCUGUUCUUGCAGCGUGGCUUGUGAAAUGUCUGGCUCCAUGGGCAGCUGGUUCAGGUAUUCCCGAAGUGAAAACAAUUCUAGGUGGAUUUGUCAUUAAGGGAUUUUUAGGUAUUUGGACCUUCCUUGUGAAAGUUGUUGGUCUCAUUCUAGCAGUGGGUUCUGGAUUAACGACAGGUAAAGAAGGACCCAUGGUUCAUGUGGGAGGAUGUGUUGGUAAUAUUGGCUCUCGUUUAUUCUCAAAAUAUAGAAAUAAUGAAGCAAAAAAGAGAGAAAUUAUUAGUGCAAGUUGUGCAGCAGGUGUGGCAUGUGCCUUCGGAACGCCGGCUGGAGGAACAUUGUUUUCACUAGAGGAGUUAUCUUCAUAUUUUCCACCCAAGACACUUUUUAGAACAUUUUUUACGUGUGUGAUUGGAGCACUCACGCUGCAAGUAUUGAAUCCAAGACCUUCUGGAAAAAUCGUCUUGUUCAGUAUUUCGUACCAUGUGAAUUGGAAAUGGUUUGAAUUAUUACCUUUCAUAUUUAUGGGAAUUUUAGGAGGAAUUCUAGGCGCUCUGUGGACCAAGCUCAAUAUUACCUACAUUAAAUAUGUACGAAAAAGGUACCUUAAAGAUUGGCCCAUCACAGAAGCCCUAAUGACCUCAGUAGUCACAUCUUUACUUUGCUAUUGGAAUGAAUAUUCAAGAAUUCCCAUGUCUGACCUCAUUGCCAUGCUUUUCCAAAACACGUGUACUGAAAAUUCAGACUCUGAAGAAAUAGCAAAGGUGUUGUGUGAUCCUACAAAUUUUUGGCCUCUUGGAAAACUCAUCAUUUCCUUUGUAUUGCGAUUUAUUCUCAUGUUUUGGACCGUGGGCAUCAAAGUUCCUGGAGGAAUUCUUGUUCCUGCGCUCAUGAUCGGAGCAUGUUAUGGACAGGUCAUUGGUUCUCUCAUGAAGUAUAUUCAAAUCAUGUAUCCAGAUUCUCUAUUUUUCCAAGAAUGCUAUGCGGGAGGAGAAGGAUCUUGUAUUGUUCCUGGAAUUUAUGCAGUGGUUGGAGCUGCGAGUAUGUUAGGUGGAAUUUGUAGAAUAACAGUGUCACUUGCUGUUAUUAUGUUUGAAUUGACAGGAGGCUUGGAAUAUUUGGUACCACUGAUGCUUUCAACUAUGUUUGCAAAAUGGGUUGGAGAUGCAUUUGACCAUGUCACAAUUUAUGAACAUAAUAUUGAAAUGAGUGAAUAUCCAUUCUUGCAUAACGAUGAAGUAGAUCAUGAUGGAACUGCUCAAGAAAUCAUGACUACUCACAGUCUCAAAGUCAUUUAUUCUGAAGGUGUGACCAUUGGAGAUGUAAAAACUGGAUUAUUGACUGAGGAAACAAAAAUUUAUGGUUUUCCAAUUAUCGAUAAUUCCUCAGAUCGAAGAGUACUUGGAUUUAUUUCACAAGCAGCCUUACGAGAUGCAAUCAAGGAAAAUGAGCGACGAAUUAAUGAUCAGACAGAGAUUUUCUUUGAAGAGCUGUUAGUGACGCAACGUCAAGAGCAUUUAAUUAACAAAAUUGACCUGUCCAAUUAUUUGGAUGAAGUUCCUAUCCAAGUACCAACUCAAAUGCCAGGUGACAGAGUUUAUAACAUGUUUCGAGCGAUGGGUAUUCGAUAUUGUCUGGUGUUACAUAGCAGUAAGCUCGUUGGAAUUAUCACAAAGAAAGAUUUAGCCAGAUGGCUUCAUCAUUCCCAUCAUGGUACUCUCGAAAAACGAUCGAACACUACUUCUUCUCCAACGAAAUCACCUCAAGCCUUGAGUGUUGAAACAGCAAGUUCUGCUGUUAAUAUUAACAGCAUUUCAAACACCAAGGUUUCCCUUAAUAUUGCAGAAGAAGAGUAUCAUUACCAACGACUUGAUAAUGAGCCACAAGAUGAGGACACUCGUAGGAGGAAAUAA